Messenger RNA from Melampsora larici-populina 98AG31, 441 nucleotides. RefSeq lists its product as uncharacterized. The transcript has 3 exons. Bases 1 to 441 code for a protein of 146 amino acids. The record is from RefSeq and is a predicted model, not a curated record. NCBI's taxonomy places the organism in Eukaryota, Fungi, Basidiomycota, Pucciniomycetes, Pucciniales, Melampsoraceae.
AUGGCAACUUGCACCGCAGAGCAGUCCGUUCACUGGCAAAAAAUUCAGCGUAGAUUAGACGAGGACCAUCGAACUCUAGUACAACAUGCAAUCAUGGCAUACUUAUCAACAUCAAUCUUUAUCCCUAUUGUAGCAUUCCAAUUCGCAUACAAAGGGCCGACUUUUGUGCAAGACGAGAAAUGGCUUGUUCUCACGCAAAUCGCAAGACGAACCUUGAAAAUGCACAGAGAGGUCAGACAGUCGUGCCGACUCCGUGACACAGAGAAAGACCUUGACUGCUCUGGUCAAUCAAUAAACACGACCAAUGGAAGCAGCGUCAAACUUGAACUCACAGACCUUUGUCCUCCUGAAGAUGCAAAGGAUGAAUUGAAUACUGUCAAAGCUGUCCGGGCAUUGGAUGAAGAUAUUGUACAAAGAGAGGCGGUGAGAUUUGUAGUAUAA